Podarcis lilfordi (Lilford's wall lizard) is the source of this 8041-nucleotide messenger RNA. Lineage: Eukaryota; Metazoa; Chordata; Lepidosauria; Squamata; Lacertidae. The record is from the annotation of a GenBank genome assembly.
AUGGAAAGCUGGCGAGCUGGUAACUGGGGGAGACCCAGUGGAGUAUUAGUUAAUUUUGUCUUUCCAGUCUGUUUAAGCUCUCUCUCUCUCUCUCUCUCUCUCUCUCUCUCUCUCUCCCACACACACACACACACACACACUGAGGCAUUAUCUUUUCUUUUUGUGUGCGCGCUGUGGUUUAAAUUGCUUCAUAUGGAACAUAUGUGCCGCUACGUUUGCUUCAUUAGCUGAGGCAUGCAGAUAUUUGUGGUAAUUGCCUUGCUGCAAAAGGCAAUUUGGAAUUUUUGUUGGAGUCUCUCUCUCUCUCUCUCUCUCUCUCUCUCUCUCUCUCUCAAUUAUUCUAGAUCACUGGCAGUGUUAUUAGAAGCAACCCCAGUGGCCAGACUUAGACAUGGUUGUACCUUUGGUGAAAAGUCCUAGUGACACUCUCACACUGUUUCUUUAUUUGUUUGUUUGUUUUCAUGGUGCACAAAUGAAAAGUGGCAGCAGGAAAAUUAUGCCCCUCUCUAACCUGGCUGCAUGGCAUUGCUUUGUGGUAAGGCUAGAUCUGGAUAGGCUUGUGUACAAUCCCUUGUAGGUCUUUGUCACUCAUAAUCUGACAACAACACAGGAUGAACUGUUUAUAAUAUGACUGCAAGGGAUAAAUAUAUACACAUGCUCAGAAUAAACUGGAGUUUUUACAUGGCCAUUAAAUGCCUAUUUUUAAUAAAUUGAUUGCCCCCCACAAUUUAAAAGCUUGAAGCAAGUGGUGCUUUUGUUAAUGCGCACAGGUUCAGUUUCAAGCCAGCUAUUGCAGUUCUCUUAGUGCUGUUUUCAUGUCCAGAACUAUCCAGUAUUCCUUUCCAUCAAUAAUACACCUUUUUGACACCUGGAAAAAUAAAUUCUUCCACGGUCUAUUCAGACAGCACAAAACAGUAGGUGAACAUGGAAAUCCUGUCACUAGUGAAUUGCACAUUCCCGGUGAAAACUGUUAGGAUUCCUGCUCUGUAUUUGCAGUCAUGAGAUUGUUGUCUUUCACAUGACGGUGUAUGUUUGCAUUCCACAGUGUGGGAAGUGACGGAGACAGGAUGUUUUAGUAUUACUGUGUUCCGUGAAGUGGAACUAUUGUCCUUUAUUUUCUUUCUUUGCUGUCUGAUGAGAAAGAGGAAGGAGCCAAGUCAGAAUGCUCCAAGUGUAUUGUAUGUAAAUAAAAGUAGAUUAGCCAAAAUGCUGUGCUACUGAGUUCUGUUAUGCAAACUGCAAAUACUCUGCGGAUCCCUAAGUGUGCUGAUGCUUCUUGGUAUCAGUCGCUGUGAUGUUCAGGUCGAAGAAAGCUUUUGAAGCUCCCGAACGAACAACCAGGAGGGAGAGAACAUGCCAGUCGGGCAUGUGUCUCUGCCAGGGUCCUACACGAGAGUAGGACACUCCUAACAUCGUAGUUAGAUGAUAACCACAUUUGGAUAUUAUUUGGGUGCUUAUUCAAAAUACCAUAGUUCCUCACCCUACAGAAUUUCUGUUAUUUUUUAGUUUGCUUAUUGUAUUGUUCUUAGGUCUCUUAACUGAUUGUAUCAGAAAUCACAUGCCUCUUUGGGAAAAUACCUCAUUUUGACAAAAUAUAUUAAAAUGUAAAAUUUUGUUUUAUUAAAGAAACAAAAAUUAAAAAUGUAUCUAAGAGUCAGACCAUGGGACAGAAAGGCAGGAAAAGCCCCCCCCCCCCCCAACAUCUCUGCUUUAAAGUAAUAGUGUCCACCUUAAGAAUUCGUUAACAUAUUUUUGAAAGGCUUUCUGUCACCCUAUUUAAGAAUUAAAGUCAGCAGCAAUGUGUGUUUUGUCUUUGCUUUCCUUCUGGCCAUGUCUUGGCAUGCUUAUGUUGGCAUUAGCAAAAGAGGCAGUUUAAAGUAAACAUGUGCAACUAGCCUGGAUAGCUCAGUUGGUUAGACCAUGGUGCUGAUAACACUCAAGGUUGCAGGUUCAAUCCCUGUAUGGACCAGCUGCAUAUUCCUGCAUUGCAGGGGGUUGGACUAGAUGAUCCUCAGGGUCCCUUCCAACUCUACAGUUCUAUGAUUCUAUUGAUCUUCAAAGGAAUACCAUUCUCCAUUUCGCCUUUUACCUCAUAUCAGCUGCCAAGGGUAAUAAAAGUGAGGGUGUCUUAACCCAUAGACUUAACUUUGAAAAAUAAAAAAAAAUGUUGUAUGAUGUGGUCUUACGCUGAAUUGGAUUACUGAUACCACCCAGGCUAGUUCUGCUGACUUUGAUCAGCAGCAGCAGCUCUCUGAAGUUCUGAGGGAGAGGUCUGUCCCAGCCCUCCUGCUGGAACUAGAGUACAUGCUAGGGGAUCCCUAGCUGGUGGGAGUUGUAGUCUAGCAACAUCUAAAGGGUCACCGGUUCCGUUCCCUGGUCUACCUUAUUGGUUAGUUAAGGUGCAGUUCAGUUAAAAUUGCUUUCUUAAUGGCAGACAGUAUGGAAUUUAAAGUGGGGUGCAUCAUAUGCAUUUCCUAAUGAUCCUACCUGACCCUUGACAUCGGCCCCAGUAGGAUCAGACAGGAGUGGAUCAAGGGCAAUACUUUAUUUAGUGGUGGAACUCCUUUACUGGCAAGCUCCAUCAUCUUGCCUCCUCCUUGGCUACUUUUCAAAGGGCACUGAAUACUUUCCUCUUUCACAAGGCCUUUUAUGAAGAAAUUCUGAUUUCUGCACAUGUGAUUUUUCACUGUAUGAUUGCUGUGAACUGCUAUGGAAGGAUUUGUGUUUUGAAAGGCAAAAGAAAUCAGUAAUGUGGACCCCUCUCCUUCAAUCUCUUACAUUCUUUCUUUUACUUUGAAGUAAAUGUAUAUUUCAGGAGCUGUUCAAAAGCAGCUUAUUUAGCUAAUUGUUCACAGCCUGCCUUGGAAGCUUCAUUGUUUUCUUGCCGCUUUGGUAAGGACCAUGUGACUAAUGUCAAGUCUUCAUGUGUCUCCUCGUGAAUUGCUUGCCCUUUUCUUAGGCAAGAGGGCAGUGUUGAAAAAAUAAAUCCAUUUCUUUUAUCUCAUUCGAGCCAGGCAUUCUAUUUGCCACCACUGUUCAAAACUUUGGCUUUUCCUUUGACUUUGAGCUCUUCCUCACCUUCUCAUUCAUUUCUUGUAUCAAAGCAUCUCUAUUGCCAACUCCAAAGAAUAGUUUCUGUAUGGCAAACUUGGAAAGCCUUGUUUUCUUAAAACACAUUGCUUGUCAAGGGGAAGCUUUUGCUUCCCAGCUUUUCUAAGCAGAAGCGAUAAUGGCUAUCAGCUUGCAAAGUUCUACUAUUGGGAGUUAUAAAUGGAAUUCACCUUAGAAGUUUUAAAUGCUCUUUGGAACUGCCUUCCCCUUCCCUCAAACAACUUCAGUUAAAUUUGCUUUACUGCUAGAAUGCCAUAUUACUUUUUCUAGUUAGCUGCAUCGGAAUAUACAGAUCAAAAGAUCAUGAAGUAAAUAUGAGUAGAUGUUACCAGAUGACUAGUUGUCUGAGUUAGAAACCACAAGUGUAGAAAUCUGGGGCUGUGAGUGUUGUAGACGUAUUCUCUUUAAAGCUGCAAUACAACCAUUACAUUUUGUAGUGAAUCUCAAACAAGAAACAAAACUUCAUAAAGUAGGGGUAGCCAACACGAUGUUUAUGUAUAUAUAUUGAAUUAUGCAUAAUGAGAACAACAUAAUAAAUAAAUAACAUAAACAUAGAAUAGUCAAAAAGCAUUAGGAAAUCCUCAGUAUGCUACCCAAAACUUUCCUGUGUCCUGUUUGGUACUGCAAGCUUUUUGAUUAUUAAUGCUUGAGGUCUUCAAGCCACAGGAUUAUGGGAAUCCCAUUCUGGGUCCUAUGCAGGAGCACUGUGCUAUAUUCACUAACACCCUCCAGCUAUGCCCUUCAUAACUACCAUUCUACAAAUCUUGAUCUAAUACUUUCAUUUAUAGUCACUAUAAGCAUAUUAUUUAUAUUCACCAUAUUCACAUUCCACAGUGUGUGUAUAUCUUAUGUUCUUACUGAUAUUUAUUUUAAAAGUGUAUUACUCCCUGCUGGGAUAUGCAAAAUACCGAGCUUUUGACUUUUGUGUUUUUUGCAUUUGCUUUGGUGUGUUCAUUGUGAAUUGCAGCCUUGGUAGAGUUUUUAUUUUUUAUAUUAAAAAAAAUAUAAGCACCCAGGUGUUGUAAGAGCUUUAGGAAAUCAGUAUCAUCAUUGCAUUGGGAAAUGAAUAGGCCAUCAAGAAUUAUAACAGUACUAUGUGCUGAAGGAUCUUGCUUUUAUGAAAGGAAGGAGAUACUUAAUUGUAUUAGAAUAUAUUUUGCUAUGUUCUGGGUAUGAGUAGCGCUUCCUUCCCUUUAUAGUUCUUAGUUUGGGGGGGAAAUGUGGUACUUGUGGUCCUCCAGAUAUUGCUGGUGUAUAACACACGCCAUCCCUCACUGCUGACUCUGUCAGCUGAGGCUGAUGGGAAUCUGAAUCUAACAACAUACAAAGGUUCACAAGUUCCCCAUCCUUAGGAAUUUGUGGAGUAACAUCUGAACAAAACAUUCCUUCAGUUACUGUCCUUUGCUUCCUUGCCCCCUCCCCCCUAUUUAUGGAGGCACUUAAUAACAUCCAGGACUUGUGGAGCUUCCCAGCAUGCUCAGUGGCAAUUAGAAUAACAUUGGCAUAGGGGGGGAUAAACUUUCUGUGGUACAAGGCAGUAUUAGGUCGGUAAUUGCCUGUGCAGAUGACACAUCACUGUUCCAGAGAUCACGAAGGAAGGUGGUGGUGGUGGGGGAGGUCAGAUUCCAUGUAAUGAGGCUUUUCCUGCUGUGUUACUAUAGCCCUAUGACUAUUCUUCCAGUUCUUCCCCUCCCCCUUGUAGUUUCAGUAAUCUCUUCAAAAUGCAAUAAAUUAUUUGGACACACACACUCCGGUGAUGAUAUUCAUUUAUAUAGAUUUAUCACCUGCCCUGUUUAGUAGACUCACUGUUGAAACUAAAAGCAUGAAACUCUAGCUGACUUGAUACUUGAUAACUCUAACUAAAAGCAUCAAACUCUGCCGACUUGAUACUAAACCAUUAAAGCCAGAGCAACCUGGUUGAGUUUACGUUGCUUUUGAAAUGUUCCCAGGCUUGUUAGUACUCAGGCCACUUCAAGGUCAAGUCUGAGGCACCAAUGUCCAAAAACUUGCUGAAGGUAAGCAGGUUUGGGUCCUGUCAGUGCCUGAAUGGGUGACCACCUGAGAACCACAUGUAUGCCACCUUGGGUUCUAUGAUAGAGGAAAGGAAGAAUAUAAAAUUCAAGAAAAUGAAUCUUCUCACUGAAACUGCCAAACCAUUUUCAAAGAUCACUUGACCUACUUCAAUUUGUCUUCAGUGUGCGCACACUUAUUUCCCCCCACUUGGAAAAUAGAUUUCUGAUAAGUUUAUAGUUGUAUCCAAAGGACACCUUUUCCUGUGUGAAACUGUCUGUCAGUUCAGAUGUUCUGAGGUCCUUUUCCAGGUUCCUCCUUCCUCUUUCAGAGUCUAGGGAGGUGACUACUGGUAAAGAGUGCCCUGGCUGUGGAACGCCCUCCAGGUGCUCAUUUGCUUGACCCUUUCAUUAUUAUUGUUUAGGCACCAUAUCGUAUGCUCUUGCCAAGGACAUGUAUCUCUGUUAACAUCUGAACCUUACUUGUAUGUGUUCAGGACCCUGAAUGUUUGGGGAGAAUUUUGCUCUGGUGCUAGGCUAAUCUCGUUCCUCUGUUUUGCUGGAGGAUAGGCUGCUGUGAGAUCAGCAGACUUGGCAUGGAAACUAGCAUGUUUUACCAAUUAUAUAGGAACACAAUGUGGGUAACACUAGAGACUUUGGCUUGGUAUCAGAGUGCCCUUGUAAGUUAUCCAGGAGGAAGGAACAGACGACUCCAGAAGUUUUCCAAGGGGGUUUUGUGCAUGAAGGUAGAUAGAAAAUAAAUUGCAGAUCUAAUUAUUUAAGGCUGUACCAAAGGAAAGGGGAAAGGAGAGAAAAGUGAGGGUGGCAGCAAGCUAAAAGCAAUUGUGCACUGAUGCUUCAGCGCUUGGGAGAAGAAGGAAGGGAAUGUUGAAAGUUGAUGAGAGAGGAGGAUGGAGACUUAGAGUGAGAAGAAGAGGGAUGUAGAAAUAGUAAUACUACCGUACUCUCUUUAUGACCUGUUGGAGGAUGAGAAAGUUGAUAAAUCCUCAUUUUCAAGGCUUUGUUGAACAGAGAUGGUGGCAUUUGACACCCAGACCAGGGCUUCUAAAAGAAUAAUGGGCAGGCUAGCACCCUGUCGGACCAUAUUUAAGGAGUAGACACAGUCCAGAAAAGGAAAGUACAUCAUAAACAAGGGUUCAGAUCUACAGGCAGGCAGAGAGAGAAACAGCUGUAGGCAAUGUGGAUGCCAAACUGGAUUCUCUUGAACUAAAAAGAACAAAGACUAGAGCAGCUAUAGAAAACAAAAACUAGGGUGGCUGCUGAAGGGGGAAUUUUCUGGAGAACAAAAGGGCUUUUCUGGAUAGAGCUGCUCUAAUCUGGAUGGGUGUUGAUAUUGACCUGGAAAGUCAAAGGAUUACUCAGAGCUCUCAGUUGCCAAUGGCAAGCAAAUUGUUUUCCCGAUUUCAGUAGGCGCUGGGGGAACCUUGGCUUCUGUGAGUCUAAGAAGCUCCUUAGAUUUUUUUUUGGUGGGGGGAGGGCCAGGAUCCUUUCUUGCUCAUGUCAAAAGAGGUUGGCAACUGGUCCUGCAAACACACCCUGUUCUUGCCAGUUGACUGUCAUAGACGAAGGCUUUUAAUACAGAAUGAGAAAUGUAGGAGACAAAAUGGAGGCAAGCUAAUGUUCUCUGGCAACAGUGCAGUCUUACCUUGUCCGCCUGUGCUAUAACUGCACUUAGCAGGCAUCAGCUUUGGCUGCUUUUAUUUGUAAUUGUACUGCUGGUUUUUAUUUUCAUUUUAAGCACUGCAGUUGAGUGUUUAUUAUGCUGCUUGUUUUAUAAGCCAAGUUGUUUUAGAGAAGAAUGGUAGGGCAAUAGAGUGAUUAAAUCAACUAGGUGCUAAAAUUCAAAACAUUAAAAUACUUUUAUAUUGCCAUACUUAAAAGACUAAACAGUAGAUAAUUAAGUCUUCCAAUCUAUUUGUAAAUUCUCAGCUAGGCUUCUUCUGCAAAAUCUCCUGUGAUGCUAGGUCUUUGAGGCUUAUUAAGUUGCAAAGUGGAACUUUGGCUAACUCAAAGAAAAGGGUUCUUUGUACUUUAGAGCACAGUUUGUCAUGCAGUUCACAUCAUUUGCAUGUGAAGUGAGAACUCCAUUUCUAAUCUAUUUUCACAGAAAAUGUUGAACCCAGUGUUUAAUGGGUCAUAUCUCUGAGCAGAAUGUUAGGAACAAAUUAAGGGAGGGCAGGGAAUAACAUUUAUUUGAUAAGAUCAGUUUGGGGCCAUUUUCCCUUAUACAGUCAUACCUCGGGUUAAAUAUGCUUCAGGUUGAGCGUUUUCAGGUUGCGUUCUGCGGCGACCCGGAAGUAACGGAAUGGGUUACUUCUGGGUUUCGCUGCUCGGGCAUGCGCAGACGCUCAAAAUGACAUCACGCUCAUGCGCAGAAGUGGCAAAUCGCAACCCGUGCAGAGGCGGGUUGCGUUCUGCUCAGAAUGCGAACGGGGCUCUGGAACGGAUCCCAUUUGCAUCCAGAGGUACCACUGUAAGUGAUAAGGGGACUUCUCUGCAUUCUCUACUAGGCAAUAUGUCAUGGAUAACAGCAUUGUUGGGGGGGGGAGGGGGUGUCCAUUUAAAAAAAAAUUCUUACUGUGCAGGAGCUAACUUCUUGGGUAUGUUUUGUUUCCAUUGCAGGUUGCAUUUUUGAAGAUGUGAAGGAACCUGGUCUGAUACUUUUGAAAAUAAAUUCCUGUCAAGAUAACCUUCAGCUACAAAGAACUGUGGAUCUAAGUUACCAAGUGAGGAUGUCCCCCCCCCCCCUGAAAGUGAUUGUGAAGUUCCUAAGCCAAAGGAAAAAAGCAGUUAAUUGUAUAUUUAACUUGCUGUUUGUUGACUUUGGAGUUUUGAGAAGUUCAAAGAAUGUGAUGGAGGCAAGUCAGUCAAGCAGAGAGGCCAAUUUUUGCGAGGCUUGA